AUGGAGCGCCCGGCCAAAAGAGCCCGAGUCUCACCAGAAAGUCCAUUUAGGGAGGCUCAAUUAAAGGACAGUCCUGCACCACUAGCUUCUCUUCACAGGUCCAUCACGCCGCCGCCGAGGGCUCGCGAACGGGCCCCGCCAGCCGCCCCGAGACCUCCAUGUAGGGACAUGGUUAACGACCAGGAUGAGUCUGAAAACAGUGAACGGAAGCCUUCUGAUGGGACACCCUCUCAAGGCACUACUCAAGUCAUCCCAUCACCAUUCCAACUCACCCAUAUUCAGGAUUACCCGCAAUCCAAAGGAUACAAUGUCGACACAGUCAAACUUCACGAUAUCCUGGGUGAUCCCAUGAUUCAAGAAUGUUGGCAGUUCAACUAUCUUUUUGAUGUGGACUUUCUCAUGUCUCAAUUUGAUCAGGAUGUACGGAGCCUGGUCAAGGUCAAGAUCGUGCAUGGGUCCUGGGAACGAGAGUCUGCCAAUCGUAUUCGUGUUGAGGAAGCGUGCUCGCGGUACCCAAAUGUCGAGCCCAUCAUUGCUUACAUGCCCGAGCGAUUCGGGACGCAUCAUUCCAAGAUGAUGAUUCUCAUCCGACAUGACGACCUGGCCCAGGUUGUCAUCCACACGGCAAAUAUGAUUCAUGGAGACUGGGCAAAUAUGACUCAAGCUGUCUGGCGGUCUCCUCUACUUCCCUUGCAAGCAGUUCCAAACACGACAAAUGUGUCAUCUCAGCAAACGGCAUUUGCGUCUGGUGCGCGAUUCAAGCGAGACUUGAUUUCAUAUCUUAGGGCAUAUGGAUCCAAAAAGACAGGGUCGCUCGUCCAGCAGUUAAAUCGGUUCGACUUUGACUCUGUUCGGGCUGCGCUCAUUGCGAGUACGCCCUCAAAGCAAGUGUUAUACAAUGUCGACUCCGAAACCGCUACCCUAUGGGGCUGGCCUGCUCUCAAGGACCUUAUGGGCCGGAUCCCAACACGAAGAACGACGGCAAAAUCAACAAAAGGGUCCACAAUUCAGUCACAUAUCGCUAUUCAGAUCUCUUCAGUUGCCUCGUUGGGCCAAACAAACAAGUGGCUCAAGGACGUUUUCUUCGAAGCACUUGCCCCUAAGGAGCCGAUCCCAAAGCCUAAGUUCUCAAUCAUAUUCCCUACACCAGACGAGAUCCGUCGGUCCCUCGAAGGAUACGGCUCUGGCGGAUCUAUCCACAUGAAGACACAGAGCAGCCCACAGCGCAAACAACUUGAUUACAUGCGCCCAUAUCUCUGCCACUGGGCUGGAGAUGAGAGCGUCGCGUCUUCCGCCUGUAUCGAUCUGUCAGGGGACACUCCUCCCAGGCGAGAAGCAGGCCGAAACCGGGCGGCACCGCACAUCAAAACCUACCUUCGAUACAGCGAUGCAGAGACCAUGAACACGAUCGAUUGGGCAAUGGUGUCGUCUGCAAACCUGUCUACUCAGGCGUGGGGUGCGGCGGUGAAUCAGAGUGGCGAAGUGAAAAUCUCCAGCUGGGAGAUUGGUGUUGUGGUUUGGCCAGAGUUACUGGCGAAUCGAAGGGAUGCUGAAGAAGACGGUCCAGGAUCAAGUUCCGCAGUAAUGGUGCCGUGUUUCAAACAGGACAGGCCAGACGUGACGCCGCUGCCUGCGAAUUAUGAGACUGUGGUUGGCUUUCGAAUGCCCUACGAUCUCCCAUUGACGCCGUAUGGACCCCUGGACGAACCGUGGUGCGCUACGGCAUCGCAUACCACGCCCGAUUGGCGGGGACAAACCUGGAUCAAUUAG
Penicillium diatomitis is the source of this 1770-nucleotide messenger RNA. RefSeq names its product tyrosyl-DNA phosphodiesterase 1. Lineage: Eukaryota; Fungi; Ascomycota; Eurotiomycetes; Eurotiales; Aspergillaceae. Gene Ontology annotation, cellular component: nucleus. Gene Ontology annotation, biological process: double-strand break repair; single strand break repair. Bases 1 to 1770 code for a protein of 589 amino acids. Gene Ontology annotation, molecular function: double-stranded DNA binding; single-stranded DNA binding; 3'-tyrosyl-DNA phosphodiesterase activity. The record is from RefSeq and is a predicted model, not a curated record. The transcript has 4 exons.